UAUUGCUGUUGUCUUCUUGCUAACGUUAGGGUCAGUGCAGUGCAGUAGUAGUGGGUGGUGGACUGGGUUGUCUGGACAGAGGGUGUCCACGCCUUCCUCAUCCCAUCAGUCCAGUGUCCUCAUUCAGUCCAGACACACACCAACUGCUGACAAGGUAAUUCCAUGGCGACCAUCUCUCAGUCUACACACUUUGCUCUUCUUUUGUUGCUUAAUUUCCUGUCUGUGUCACUUGCGAGUCAAGAUGACCUUAUAGUCAGUACUAAGCAUGGGAAAGUUCAAGGGAAGUUGCUUUCAGUGUUGGGUGGUGACGUGAGAGCAUUUCUGGGUAUUCCGUUUGGAAAACCACCUCUUGGAAAACUGAGAUUUAGAGCUCCAGAGCCUGUGGACAAAUGGGAAGAUGUGAAGGAUGCUACCAAAUUCUCCAGUUCCUGCUACCAGAUGCCCGAUACAGCAUUUCCAGGGUUCCAAGGUGCAGAGAUGUGGAACCCAAAAACUCCUUUGAGUGAGGACUGUCUGUACCUAAAUGUCUGGUCCCCACAUUUCAACCAUAGCCAGAACUCCCCUAUGGCUCCUGUCCUUGUCUGGAUCUAUGGAGGUGGGUACCAUGGAGGAACGUCUUCCCUGGACCUUUAUGGAGGCCACUUCCUCAGUAGAUCUGAAGGUGUUGUUGUGGUAUCAAUGAAUUACAGACUGGGAGCUUUUGGCUUUCUGUCUCUUCCUGAAAACAAGAACAUCAAGGGAAAUGCCGGCCUGCUGGAUCAGCGUUUGGCCCUCCAAUGGGUAGCUAACAAUAUUGCUGCUUUUGGAGGUGAUCCCUCAAAGGUGACUCUAUUUGGAGAGAGUGCAGGGUCAGGAUCUGUGGGUUUCCAGCUGCUCUCCCCUGGCAGCUACAGUCUUUUCCAAAGGGCUGUAAUGCAGAGUGGCAGUCCUAAUGCACCCUGGUCCACAAUCAGCCAGACUGAUGCCUGGGACAGGUCCCUGAUGCUGGCAAAAUUGCUAGGGUGUCCCACAUCUCAUCCGGCUGUCGAGGAUUGUCUGCAGCGGGCUGAUCCUCAAAAAAUCUCAAUGAAGCAAUACGAUGUUCUCACUCCGCCUCAGAUCUUAGCCUUUCCCUUUGUCCCUCAUGUUGAUGGAGACUUUUUACCAGAUAAAGUUGAAGUGCUGUUAAGUAGCAGUAACCUCCCAAAGAAAGAGCUGAUGAUAGGCGUAAACGAGGACGAAGGCACAUACUUCCUUCUUUAUGAAGUCCCUGGAUAUAACCUCAGCGGUCAGAGCCUCAUCACCAGGAAGGAUUUCUUGAAAGGGGUGCAGCUUUCAUUGGCCCACGCAAGUGAUGUCACAAGAGAAGCUGCCAUUUUCCACUACACUGACUGGGCAGAUGAGAACAACAUGGUGAAAAAUCGUGAUGCGCUGGGUAGCUUGGUUGGAGACCAAAUGAUCGUUUGUCCAGUGCUAGACUUUGCUCAGAGGUACUCAAAAAAUGGUAGGAAGACUUUCCUGUAUUUAUUUGAUCAUCGAUCAUCUGUCAAUCCUUGGCCUGCGUGGAUGGGGGUUAUGCACGGCUACGAGAUAGAAUUUGUCUUCGGAAUGCCUCUGAAUGUCUCCCUGGGAUACACAAAGACUGAAGUUAACAUGACCAAGAAGUUUAUGAAACACUGGGCCAACUUUGCUCGGACAGGGAAUCCAGGAAUUGAUGGAGCUAACUGGCCUGCAUUUACCCUUGAAAACCAACAAUAUGUCACUUUGAACCCCAAGCAUCCAGAGCUAAAGAGGAUGAUGAGAGCUAAAGAGUGUCAGCUGUGGGACAAAUUCAUUCCACAAAUACAGAGCAUCUCAGAUAAGCUGCUGACUUGUUCGAACAGAAGUGGGAUUAUACGCUGCAAUUACAUAUUCCUCCUCAUUUUACUGGCUAUAACUUUUACCUAUUGAUAAAGUGAAGAGGCUUGUGUGCUGUAAAGCUCGGCUGAUCUCCUACGUAAAAAAGAAGGAACGAACAAAACAGGGUCUGUACCACUGUUGUAAAACUUUUGUGUGACUAUUGCUUCAUUUAUCUUUUCAAAGACAUUGAUUUUUGCUAUUCUAAGUUUUACAGUAUGAUUUUUUUUAACAUAUAUACGCCCUUGUUUGCUGCCACUGUGUAUACAAAACAGGAUGGUCUGCAAAAACAUUAUUUUCAUAUGCUAAAAUCCCGUCGUUAUGGAAAAUGAAAUACUUUGUGUUUUAAAUUUGCACACCAAAAAGUGGCUACUGCUGACAUGUAAAUUUUAAUACUGUUCAGUUACUUUUUUUUCAUUGAUGCCUUUCUUUUAAAAGUGAACAUGUAAAUGGUGACGACAGAAAGAAAAUGCAAAAUGUUUGAGAACACCCAUAUUGGGAAAAAAGAUUCAUAAACGAAUACAAUACCGUUGAUUUGAAACAGUUAAAUUAAUGAGAAAUAUACGUUUCUAACCUGCCAAAAACACAUUAUAUGUUUGUUUACAAGUACAAUAACUCUCCCAAAUGGCCGUCACUACUUAUGGCUGAGGGAAGACUUAUUAUGACUAUAGUAUUAUUGUUCUUUCAUGUGUAGUAGAUUUUAUCACAAAGACAACCAGGAAAGUUAGCGAUUGUGCUGAUGUGUUGCUUGCUGCACUGACGACCACGUACGGAUGAAUAAAGAUGUGGCUAAAAGGUUAA
This is a messenger RNA of Acanthochromis polyacanthus (spiny chromis), 2676 nucleotides long. RefSeq names its product acetylcholinesterase-like. The coding region runs from base 163 to 1929 and encodes 588 amino acids. Gene Ontology annotation, cellular component: plasma membrane. The record is from RefSeq and is a predicted model, not a curated record. Gene Ontology annotation, molecular function: acetylcholinesterase activity. Lineage: Eukaryota; Metazoa; Chordata; Actinopteri; Pomacentridae. Gene Ontology annotation, biological process: acetylcholine catabolic process; choline metabolic process. The transcript has 10 exons.